Molecule: messenger RNA, 3180 nt
Organism: Bursaphelenchus okinawaensis
Lineage: Eukaryota; Metazoa; Nematoda; Chromadorea; Rhabditida; Aphelenchoididae
Source: the annotation of a GenBank genome assembly
AUGACAAAACAUACUACAAUAUCAUUAUUAUUUACCCUGCUAACAAUUGUUUCUGUAAGUUUACCUUUUCUCAACUAGAGCUAAACUAGAGCUUUUCUCAACUUUUUUAAAAACCUGUUUACUAAGUUUAAGGUUUCAUUUUUUGCAAAAACUAUAUUGAAAUGUCAAAACUUCAAGAUCCAAAACUUUUUAUUAAUUAGUUUACGUUAACAUUGUGACAUUUGUCAAAAACUUUUAACAAUCAACCUGUCAAUAAUUUUGUUUUUGAUUAUCUUCUGACAAAUAACGGAAAAAAUAGCUGAAAUUGGGGCUGAAGAGCCGUUUGAAAGGGCUAAUCUUGUUAUAGAUAAUCAGAUAGUUUUUGUAAAAAACAGUCAGAAAAAGGGAAAUUAUGUUUUAAAAGUAAAAUUUUUGUUAUCAUAAAUAUUACUACAAAAUUUGUUUUAAAUUUUAAAUCUUUAGCUUGUUUUUAAAUUAAAAUUAAAAACUUUUUAAAUUUUUAAAAUUUAUAUACAGUUCUGGACAAAAAUAAAUAUUUUUGCAACUUUUAUUGUAACAAUUUCGACUGUAAAACGAUAAAAUUAAUGAAAACACAUAAAUAAUUGAUCGGAAAAGUGUGAUUGACCGAUUUAUUAUUCUAAGAAUGUGAUAUAUUGCUCAACGUUCAAUUUUUUCAUUAUAAAAUGUAGUUUAGCAAAAGGGAAAUUUACAGUAAAAUGACAUUUUGAUACAAAAAUUUACUGAUGUAAGAUGCAAAUUAUAUUUUUGGCCCUAGGACAAAUGCGGUUUUUAGACACUUGCGGAUCUUCGGUUUUUGGACACUUGCGGGAUUUUGGACAUUUGCGGAUUUUUUAAAGGGGUUUUUUUUAUUUUUUAUUUAACUUAGUUGUAGUAUGGUACUAAAUGGUACUAAGGUUUAAAUUGGCACUGUCUUAAUAUUUCUUAAUGUUAAAUAGUACUAAAUUUUUAAUCGGUACUGUUUUUAUAUUUUUGGUACUAAAUAGUACUAAAAGCCCAAAAAGGUACUAUUAUGUUAAAACCGUACCAAUUCAAACUUUAGUACAAUUUAGUACCAUAAUACAGCUGAAUUAACUAAGAAAUAAACAAAAACCUUUAAAAUCCGCAAGUGUCCAAAAACCGAAGAUCCGCAAAUGUCCAAAAACCGCAUUUGUCCUAGCGCCAUAUUUUUAUAUUAAGCAAUGAAAAUAUUGUUCAAUCCCUUUACGAUACACUUAUCUUCCUUUAACUUCCCUAGCCUUGUCCUACCCUAGCCCUAGGGUAGCUUUUCAUUUAUUCCAUCCUACCUUACUCUUGCCUUACCGUUGUCUUAACCCUGACUGAUUCCUGACUGACCUCUGCUUUACUUCUGCCCUCGCCUUAUCCUAACCUUGCUCUACCACUGCUUUACCUCUUUCUUAUCCUUGCUCUGUUCUACUCUUUUUUUACUGUUGCCCUACUUAUUCCCUACUCUUUUCCUAACCUUAUAGUAGCUUCACCUUAACCCUACACUACUCCUGUCUCGCCCUGUCCCACUCCUGUUUUACCUCUGUCCGACUCUUGCUCUACCCCUGACCCAUCCUUGACCUACCUUGCCUUACCUCUGCCCUAUCUAUGCUCUACCCCUGUCCCAGCCUUACAGUAUUUUUACUCUAAUCUUAUUAUAACCCUGACCCUGCCUUACAAUCUUUAGGUCUAUCACAUCCCAUUUAAAAAAUAUUUUUAAAAAUUUUAGGCCAACCCAUUACCAAAACCAAGACCAUUUAAAUGUGCUGGAGAAACUGAUCGAAUUUGUGAAACCGGAUUCUGUUACGAUGCUCUUGGAUUCUAUGAGGUAAUUUUAUGAAAACAUAAAGAUUUUUUUGUAAAAUACGUCGAUUAAAAACACAAUAUUUUACAAAAAAAUUUAAAAAACGUUUGCAAAAUUUUCUGAAAUCUUUAGGGAGAAAAGAACGUUGGAUGUGCACCACCAGACAUGUGCAAAGAAGUGGGUUGUCUGAUGUAUAAUGAUGUGUUCACUUGUUGUUGUGCCAACCGAUUUUGUAACGGGAAAACUGAAAGUUUAAUGUGGUCCAAGUUCAGAAGGUUUAAAGACAACAACAAUGUGUGGCCGACUUUCUUCCCUCGGCUGCACGUUCGAAACGUCACAACUGGUAAGAAAUUAAUUUUUUUUACUUUAAAAUAGUUUUUAAAUUUUAUAUUUUAAAAGAUUUUAAAAUUAAGGCUUAUUAAAAAUAUUUGCAGCUCCAGAACAACCAGCUUCUGCCUCAGAAGCCAGAUUGAGCCCAAUGAAGACAACGACUUCAUUCCCAGACAAACCAACUACUUUCGGUACGACAGUGAAGAAGAUCGAGUACGUUCAACCUACUACAUUGCCAGAAUAUACUACAAGGACUACACAGAAGCAAACAGAAGCUACUACUACUACUUCUAAAGCUACUACACUUAAAAGGGUUGAAACGUAGGUUUAGAUAUUAAUAUUUUUUGAUUUUGUGAAUUGUACUAUACCCUACCUUUCUCUAAUCGAAUGUACUCUUCUUUGCCCUACCUUACUCUAACCUGUUCUACCUUAUUUUAUCACACUCUAUCCUAUCCUACUCUAUACUAAUUUAAUGACAUAAUUUUAGAACAACAGUAAAAGCCACACCCCAACCAACGACUACAACCACCACCACAACAACAACAAAAGUAGUACCAACAACAAAAGUGGAGCCAAAAAUAGUGAAUCCAAUUGAAGAAGACAAAGACUUUGACGAUGAAGAAGAAGACGAUGAAUUCGACCUUCGAACAACAAGAUCUAACACUAAUCGACCAACAACUUCGCCAACUACAACUAGAAAAGCGACCACCAAAAGCCGUCGACCAUCUUCUACACACCCAACUUACGUUCCAGCUACAGCGGCGCCAGUGAUUCCGCCAAAACAGCGUGAAGCUCAUGUUCAGAAGGCUUUCCCAUGGUAUUACGUUACAAUUAUUGGCUUCAUAAUAUCAUGUAUAUUGUUUGGAAUUGCCGUUUUCUUCAUCAGGAGGUAUAGGAUUCAGAAGGCAGCUGGCAAUCGACGUCAAUCUGGAGAUUCUGCUCCAAAUUCAUCGUUGGAUUCGAGUCGAGUGUCAGAUUUGGGUAAUCUACAAGCUAAUGAGCAUGCUCGUGAACCUAUUGAUCCACUGUUGAGGAAUUCUUAG